GACGGACCGCGCUGUAUACAUGCCCGUGAAGUCGUCCUCUGUCGAUGUUUUUGCUGUUUAACGUCUUCAGGGGGUUGAUUUGUCGAGCGAUUUGAACAAUAUCUGAUUUUUUUUAUGUAACUGUUGAUCUCCUGGAUAAACGAUGACAUCCAGAGGGACACCGAGUCGCUUUCUUCAAAGCGUUCUUCAGAACGGUGUCGGUCGGUACGUCUGCCAGCUGAAACGGAUCUCCAUCAUCUUCUCCAAAAAUGCUCAGAGCUCGUUGGGAGUCAGGGAGUUUAUUGAGGAGGGGGUGGUGGAUUACGCCAAGAAGAACCCUUCAACGGUCACGUAUGUGUCUCCUCAGUCAUGCAGGAUACCCAAAAUAGUUGCAGAAUACCUAAACGGCACAGUGAGGGAAGAAAUUAUCACAGGCAAAACAGCUCCGCAGAUUUCAGAGCUCUUUACUAAGCUGACCAACCAGUCUGGCCUGGACAUCAUCCGCAUCCGCAAGCCCUUCCACACAGACAACCCCAGCAUCCAGGGCCAGUGGCACCCAUUCACCAACCGGCCCCCGUCGAUCGGCCCCAUCAGACCACAGAAACAGGAUGCUGAAUGAGGACUUACCAAAGUCAAAAAGUUUGGAUGUUUCCAGAAAAUUAUUAAUUUCAUUUACUCUGCAAGAUAUGUUCUUUUUUUUUAAGUGUCUGCAAUCUAAAUUAAAUCACAGGUCAAGAAGUUCUCAUGUUUGCAGCAACUUUCCCAUCUGUUUGUUGGAUAAUUCUGACCCCACUAUUGACUGAAUGUGUUUUGUGGAGUAAAGUGCACACAGCACCAGCUCUGAAUGCCACAUUUGAAUAGACUUACCAUGAAUCCACUAGAGGCUUGUCAGCUGACGUAUUUAAAAGCAGAUAACUGUUUUUAAUCUCAAGGUUGUUUGAUCAUUCGUGUAAUAAGUGCAGCACUUUGGAGAAAAUGGAACUUUGUACGGAAUAAAAAAAGAAUAUUUUUUUGCAGCUGGCAUUGGUGUUUAAAUUUAGAUUCUCUUUUUAUUUGUAUUUGAACAGCUUGUCAGAAGAAGACCAACAGAGCAAAACUGAUUGCAGCUGUGCUGUCUGCAUCGUUAAGUGUGAUUGAUUUAACUGCAGUUAAAAUACUUCACAGACGAGACACAUCAGAUGUACACCUUUUUUAUUUGUAAGACACGGGGAAUGUACAUGUUUUUACAGUUUAACACUGAGGUUUGAGGGUUUCCUCGCUGCACAACCUUAAAUGAUCCAGAGCUUAAGUGAACAUGACAGAUGGUUGUGUGGCAGCUCGAGGGACGAGCCUUAACCUUCAGGACAGAGCUGCACUCUGUAGCGGCUGUAAGAGGAACCGAAGACUAACACUCCUCCAGAGAGUAAUUUGUUCGAAUUCAGUAAAGCAAAUGUUGGCGAAACUUGCUUUCUUUGCAGUUCUCACCCUGAAUUCAACAUUUUUGACUGCAAAAGGCAUGACCCUGCUUCUGUUUGACCUCAGUGUUCUUCUCCACAGAAACACAUCCAUACCACUCUAGUCAUCAGAUGAAUACAAAUAAGCAGACUUGUAUGGAGGGAAAGUGAAAGGUGCCCCCUGGACAGAUUGCUUGUUUCGGUUGAUUGAUGGAUACUACUCGUAUAUGUAACUGUGGUCACAGGAAAUGUUCAGGCUAAAUGUGAAAAUGGCUGUAGACUUGGAGCAUGAGAUGACUGCAGAGGAUGGCGAUGAGCGAGAGACAGUGGACCCGAGCUCUGCAGCUGGACUCUGCUCAUUUUCUCCCAAAUAUCCAGACUUGAGUGGUACUUCUGAUAAGAAUGCGUACACCUUCUCCCUUUAAAUUACCCUCAUUCAUAUACAUAAGCUGUUGCAGCCAAGAAAAGUGACAAAAAUUAAAUGACCUCUAAACCAAAUGUAAAUAAAAUCAACCUGUACAUUCAGAGGGGACAGUGUGGUUGCUUUAGCUGUUU
Chelmon rostratus (copperband butterflyfish) is the source of this 1967-nucleotide messenger RNA. It is a transcript of the gene mrpl43, whose product is annotated as mitochondrial ribosomal protein L43. The transcript is spliced from 3 exons. The record is from RefSeq and is a predicted model, not a curated record. Bases 143 to 598 code for a protein of 151 amino acids. Gene Ontology annotation, molecular function: structural constituent of ribosome. Lineage: Eukaryota; Metazoa; Chordata; Actinopteri; Chaetodontiformes; Chaetodontidae. Gene Ontology annotation, biological process: mitochondrial translation. Gene Ontology annotation, cellular component: mitochondrial large ribosomal subunit.